Parastagonospora nodorum SN15 is the source of this 1023-nucleotide messenger RNA. RefSeq lists its product as hypothetical. The record is from RefSeq and is a predicted model, not a curated record. Bases 1 to 1023 code for a protein of 340 amino acids. The transcript is spliced from 3 exons. Lineage: Eukaryota; Fungi; Ascomycota; Dothideomycetes; Pleosporales; Phaeosphaeriaceae.
AUGUACGAAGAUGAAGCAAGUUACUCAAGUAGAACGCACGAGGCGCAGCGACGUCGACCUUCAAGCAUCAGAAAAUUGCACACGUAUCUCGUAACUUCACUGGCGAUGGAGCAAGCCAGACAGCCACCUUCUUACGUCCCCCCCCUCGAACUCCGCCAGCUUGUCUAUGCGUAUAUUCUGCCUGCACCACAAAUCCACCUUCGCCUAGAGGAUCAUGUCCUUUGCAUUGCGAACUGCCAGCAACCAGACCGCGAUGGACGGAGCGCCAGUUCUCCAUGCCAAGAGCUCACGCUCGUCGCUCUUGACGGAUAUGAGCGUGGAACAUGUCCGAGUGGGUUUGCGAAGCGUAUGUACGAUGAAGUCUCGAAAUUCCGGUGGCGCAACGUUGCGCUCGCCAUCACGGAUCUGAGCGUGUUGGAAAAGCUGGGAUCGAUGGAGAAAGACGGACUGCCGGGCGUGUUAAGGCAGGGAUUUAGGGAGGUAAAUCUGACGUUGAGGAUGCCACUUGCUUCCUUCCAAACGUUUAAAAAGCCGGAAGACGACACAGAGCAAGUACGCAUCUGGACCGGAAUCUCUUCGACACUGGCGAAAGCCCCGCAGUUGAAAGGUUUGAGCAUCUGGUUCGAUCAUGCGGAUGCGCAAAUAUGGUCUGUCGUUGACGAACGCGCACUCCUCACUCCUCUACUUGCAUAUCUCAGCAACACGGUGAUUAAGAGUACGUUGUUCCUCCCGAUGCUGCAUCCCGUCUACGAAUUACCUGAGCGCCACUUGCUCAAUCCUACUAUCGGCAACGCGCGGGUAACCAGGAAACUCCGCCAGCGAUGGCGCGGAGUGGUGAAUUGUCGAGGAGAGACGGAUGUGGUUUACAGACCGGACUAUCCGUAUAGUGUCGAUGCGUUCGAUGGGUAUAUGACGCCGGGUGAAGCGGAGGUUUGGGAGCGCGGGGCGUGGAAGGAUGGUAUUGAUGUUGAGGCUGUGGCGAAGGAGAUUAGGGGGUUUGGAAAUGUGCAAUACGCGAUUUGA